Molecule: messenger RNA, 1090 nt
Organism: Mycetomoellerius zeteki
Lineage: Eukaryota; Metazoa; Arthropoda; Insecta; Hymenoptera; Formicidae
Gene: lsn
Product: vacuolar-sorting protein SNF8
Exons: 1
Coding region: 327-1082 (251 amino acids)
Biological process (GO): protein transport to vacuole involved in ubiquitin-dependent protein catabolic process via the multivesicular body sorting pathway
Cellular component (GO): ESCRT II complex
Source: RefSeq, a predicted model, not a curated record
CGUUUCGCGCCUACCCAAUCAUGCUACUCAGUAGCAUCGUGUUCAGAUCGGGCUCGAAUCUGAUCGUGUUCUCGCGUUGCGUUACAACACUCAACAAGUGGAAGACAUGUGCGUAUUCCGCCACAUUGGCUCGUUCGUGCGUUUGUGGUUAGUUAUUUUAUAGUGUCGCACGAUGGAUCCACCGUCGUUCACUCGCGAAUAUUAGAGAGAGAGACAUGCUCGACAUUUUGAAAGCAAAGCUCGCCAUGUGUAACCUGUCUUAUACAACGAAAUCAGUAUCGAGGAGCCGAAUUUGAGUUUGACAAUCGGAGAAACGUCAGGAAAAGAUGAGACGAAAGGCGGGAAUAGGUGCGAUACAAAAGCAGAAGCUGGAGCAGGAAAAGUAUCGGGACAAGGGCACGGAAAUCCAGGAAAACCAAUUCGAGCAAAUGACCAAGCACAUGGAGACGUUUCGCGUGAAUCUCGAGGAGUUCGCUUCAAAGUACAAGAAUGAGAUCAAGAAGAACGCAUAUUUCCGACGUCAGUUCACGGAGAUGUGCGCCUCGAUUGGCGUGGACCCUUUGGCAUCUGGCAAAGGUUUCUGGUCGGUGCUGGGUAUCGGCGACUUUUACUACGAGCUGGCUGUCCAAAUCGUUGAGGUCUGCAUGGCAACGAACUACAAGAACGGUGGUCUGAUAUCGCUAGACGAGCUGAGAACGCGUUUGAUUCAGGCCAGAGGACGUAGAAAGGAGCAUCAGGAGAUCACCAACGAAGAUCUGCUAGCUGCUGCAAAGAAGUUGAGAAUAUUUGGGAAUGGCUUCUCCGUAGUUCCCAUUGGCAGGGGAAAGCACUUGGUGCAGUCGAUACCUGGUGAACUCAGCAUGGACCAUACUGCAGUAUUGAGUCAAGCUAGCUUGUCCACAAACGCCUAUGUCUCCAAGUCUAUUCUGUGUAAAGAAUUGAGAUGGGAGGAGGACAGAGCACAAAAGGCUUUAGAUCACAUGAUGAAAGAAGGACUAGCCUGGCUGGAUAAGCAAGCGAAAGAUGAGACGUUGUAUUGGUUUCCUAGUUUAUUCACAGCUUGCAUUGUUUCCAAAGAAUGAACUCGGUG